CCUGGUCUGAUUUUGAGUUGGAUUCUGAAGAUCUAAAGAAAGAGUCAGCUGGCAUCCUGCUUCCACCUGCGGAUGAACACAGAGCACAUGCGCACUCUGGUGCAGAGGAGCGUGGCAAUGGUGUGUUGCCGGUAGGAAGAGCAGAGCAAGAGGAAGGUUUUGACUCCUGUUCUGAGAAUAAAGUACUUUUUCUUAGAGAGAAAUGGGUCAUGCGGCUGCAGCAAGAUCUUGCCGAUGCUCUCAGGAAGAACUCCCUGGCAGAAGCUUCACUUGAAGCUAAGAAGUGCUACAGCAGGGACCUGCAGGAACAAAAACUGCGGUUGCAGAAGGAACUAGACAGAUCUAAAGCCAAGCUGCAGGAAGUGAAAGAAAGGUAUAUCUGCACGGAGUGUUAUGCCGAGUCCCUGAAGAAUGCCAUAAAGGAGAAGGAACUAACAACUUCCAGGAACGUGCAGGCCAUUCUGGCCAUGCCUUCUGCAGCUGUGGCUAUCCCAGAGCUGGAAGAACAAGUGCAACAGCUCCAAGUUGUAAUGACCAGGCUGGAAGCCACAGCAGAGCAACAAGCCAAGACCACUGAAGCCCUUCAGAAAGACCAGCAAGCCUCUGCCUCACGUGAGAGUGAAAUCGAGGAAGUGAAGAAUCUAGCUGUGAUGAAAUGCCGAACAGAAGCACUUCUGAAGAAAACGGGGAGAAGAAACAUUGCAAUGGAGCAAGAGCGUACCAGGUUGAAGAACCUUCUGGAGAGCUCAGACAAAGCUGAGUGUUAUGUAAGGGGAAAGCGUCAGAUUCCAGGCAGAGAUGAGGAAUAUCUGUUCUGAGGUGGGCAGCAAAGCUGGCAAACUAAGGCGAAAGGUGAACCUCCCAUACCGUUAGUGAUGAGAAGAUGCUAGAGAAGAGGAAGUUCCAGUGCCAGAAAACAGAGUGCUCACAGGAAGAUGAAGGAAGCCUGGAAAACUUUGCCUUCCACCAUGUGCAGCCAUGACCCUGCAUCUAAUUCCAAGUGUUCUGUUGCAGCUUAGUAUUUAAUAAACUGUGUUUUAGUCUGUUUUGCUGCA
Molecule: messenger RNA, 1055 nt
Organism: Tyto alba (common barn owl)
Lineage: Eukaryota; Metazoa; Chordata; Aves; Strigiformes; Tytonidae
Product: serine/threonine-protein kinase MRCK gamma-like
Exons: 9
Coding region: 210-818 (202 amino acids)
Source: RefSeq, a predicted model, not a curated record